Messenger RNA from Aspergillus melleus, 708 nucleotides. It is a transcript of the gene ROT1, whose product is annotated as Reversal of tor2 lethality. Gene Ontology annotation, biological process: 'de novo' protein folding. The transcript is spliced from 4 exons. NCBI's taxonomy places the organism in Eukaryota, Fungi, Ascomycota, Eurotiomycetes, Eurotiales, Aspergillaceae. The coding region runs from base 1 to 708 and encodes 235 amino acids. Gene Ontology annotation, cellular component: endoplasmic reticulum membrane; endoplasmic reticulum. The record is from RefSeq and is a predicted model, not a curated record.
AUGAUCGUGGGGUUCUUGUAUCUCGGUUUACUGGCAACGACUGUCAAUGCCGCCAAUGUCGCCGAUCUAGUCGGCACUUGGACUACAAAGUCCCGCACCGUUGAGACAGGUCCAGGCUUCUACGAUCCCGUUAACGACAAGCUGAUUGAGCCGGAUCUACCGGGCAUCUCGUACUCCUUCACAGCCGACGGCCACUAUGAAGAGGCGUACUAUCGCGCCCUUGCUAACCCCACCGACCCUUCCUGUCCCAAAGGGAUCAUGCAAUGGCAGCAUGGCACGUUUACCAUGAGUAGCGAUGGUGUCCUAGAACUGUCACCGAUCGAGAAAGACGGACGCCAGCUCGAGUCAGACCCUUGCUCGUCGUCCCUGGGAACAUACACAAGAUACAACCAGACCGAACGGUUCAAUUCCUUCAAGGUUUCUAUCGAUCCUUACCACAAUGUUCAACGUCUUGACUUGCACUAUUUCGAUGACUCGCCCAUGCACCCGAUGUACCUCGCCUACCGGCCUCCACAGAUGCUCCCCUCGGGCUCCCUGGAGUCAGUCACGAAGAAUGGAAAGCGCAAACGCGAUGUCGGCAGCCAGACCGAGUCGGUUUUCCGGAUGACGAACUUGAUUAAACGCGAGGACCUUGUCGACCCCGAUCGGUGGCUGUGGCUGGGGGUUCUCAUGACUGCUCUUGGCGGGAUCACCGUGUUUUAUUCCUGA